AUGGGUUUCCGGUUAGUAAUAGCCGCAUUCCUGCUGGCUAGCCCAAUAAUUGAAGCCAUCUCAACGGCCAACAUUAUCCAUGGGCUUGGCUAUAGACCACCACCGCCCAAAGUCCGACGGAAUGCCAAGUCAAUGGGGCAUUGUCAUUUUGGUAGGUUCAUUAUGACAUUUUGAAUAGGUUAUGACAUUUUAGAAAGCUUUUGACGUUUUUCAAACAAUCAGUAAUUCAAAUUUAAAAUUUGUCUUUUAGACGCCGACAAAUGGUACACGGAGCCAGAAGUCACCAUCUCAAAUGCAGUUAUGUUCGACCGUACUAGUGGUAUCAGUUGUUCCGAAUGUAUGAGUCGAUGUGAAAGUUAUCAGGUAGGGUUUUUGGUUAAUUUUUAGAUUUUGAAAGUGUCAACAGGUUUUUGUCGUGCUUAAGAUUUCAAAAAACCAAUAACUUUUUUGGCAUUUUGUUAGUUUUUUUAAUUUUUUGUGACAUAUCGUCGCUUUUUUUAAAAUUGAUUUUUUUAAAUAUAUUAAGAACAGUAAAUCAAUUGUCGUAUUUUACAAAAAAAACCGUUUUUUUACGUCCAAACACUCUGAUUGUUAAAAAAAUCGAUAAUUUUGUGACAUUUCGUAAAAUUCCAAUUCUUAAGCGACUUUUUUACAAAAAAUGACUAAAAAAAGUUUUUAUUUUUUCAAUUUUUUAAUGUUACAAUGACCCUUCUGUUAAUUUUUAUAAAAUCCAAUAACUUUGUGACACCGGUAUAUUUCCCGAUAAUUAAAGUGACAUUUCGUCAAAAGCUAAUCUCUACUAUAAUUUGAUUCGAAAAGCCUCUAAAUGAUAAAAUUUAUUAUUAUUUAUACAUUUUGAUAAGGAUAUCUUUAUAAAAUAGCACUAUUUUUAAAAAUUUUAAAUUUCAGAACAACGCAACGAAAUGGGUGUGCCGUUCCUUGACAUACGACCACAAGUACGAGAUUUGUGAUAUCUACGCAAUCAACGGUCAGUCGAAGCCAUACUAUCUCACCGAGUACCAUAUGCGAGACUACUUUGCCUACCUACCAGCGUUGUCUCCAAAAGACCGUUCUCGAAUUGGCGUGUCACAUGAAAUUGACAUUAUUGAUGAGGAGAAGCAGGUUUUGGAGCAUAAGAAGGUGAUGGUUGAUGUCACGGAGAUUGACGGUGUAGCCAAGGCUGAGACUUUGGCUACGAGUAAGAGUACUGAAGCUGGCAUUCUAGAAGCUGCGACUACACCAAGUAUUCACAGUGAGAACGGUGGAGAGAAGGAUUCUGAAGGCAUUUUGAAGACGAUUAACGUUAAGGCAGUUGAUAUUCAUGAGGAUUCUGAUGAGAAGUACACUACUAAAACUACUGAUGCUACUGAAAAGGCUACGGAGGCUACAAAUGUUUGGGAACACAAAGAAGAAACUUCUGAAUCUUCAAAAACAGAAUCCAACGAUAAACUAGAAGUUGAAGCUACAGAAAAAUUUGUAGAGCAAACUACAGGACCAGCCAUUGAGCUACACACUUCAGAAACCGUGAUUCUUCACAAAGAAGAGGCUUCUGAAGCCGCAGUGACACAAGUUUCAGUAGAACCUUCAAAGAUCGUUGAAGAAGCCAACGUGACCGAGUUCUCUACCGUGAAUGCUCCAGUAACCACCGAGAAUCCUAGCAAAGAACUUGAGGUUACAGAGCAAAAGGUCACGGUGAUUGAAACUUCAGAAACUCCAACUAAACUCUCAGAAUCCGAACGAUCAGCUGUAGGUUCUCACGAUGGCACCGACUUCGUCACUGCUGCUCGAGCUUCAAAAACCUACAUCAAAAGCAGGUCCGGAGAGAAGCUUCCAAUUCCUGGCCUAGCCGAAGAGAAGCUUGAAGAAGAUCCAGUAGCCAAAAGGAAGAGCUUCUCCAGACGUUUAGAGAAGAUGAAUUUGAAGACCUUGAGGAACAUCAUUGCUAGUAACGCUAAGCACGAUGAAACCAAAGAGUUCUAUCAAGAACAUAAGGCGGCCGUUAGUGGGAACAGUAGACAAGAAGGCGUACAUCAUGUUGAAGGUGGUAGGAACCAAAAGUUGAGGAUUGACAGCUUGAGAAGUCAGGAGAAGAAGGAUGAAGGUGUUAGUGUUCAAGAGGUUCAUAGUGGACAGAAGGGUGGUAUUGUAGCUCACGCUAAUGAUCAACAAAGCCAAUCCGCUCAAGCAAACAGCCAAGAAGCCCAAGCUAAACCACCUCACCUUCAGCAAGUUCAAGGAGCGACCUACACAGAAUCCCUCCAGCAAUCCGAAGCGAUUGAAGGUCCGAAAUUGUCACAAAAAGCUCCAGAAGUCAUCGAUACAAACACCAAUGACUUCCCCAAGCCCCGCAACCCUAUGUUAUCCUUGAAGAUCAACAAAAUCUCUCCAGAAACCGCAGCAGCUGAGGCUUUGCUUCGAGAAGAAGGUGAAAAGAUUGCUCAUGAGCUAGCCAAAGAAGCGAAAGCGGCCGAAGAAUUUUUUGAUGAAACUACACCGGCUACACUACUGAGAACUUCAGCUGCUUCAAUUUUGAAGAAGACAGAAGAAGUUGUUUCCCAGUUCAAGGUGGAGACGGAUGGUGAAGAUGGUAGUGAAAACGGUGAGAACAAGAGUGUGAACGUUGGGUUUGAAGACCAGAAAGCAGCUGAAAAUCAACAAAACUCUGAAUUUUCUCAAACUUCAGAGUCCAAUUCAGAACAAACCUCAACCAUAAUCACUCGAAAGUUCAACACACAACGUCGCGAACAUCACGAAGCUUGGGAAGAACAUUAUCAGACUCAAGCCAACGGUCAAGAGCUUAACCAGCAAGCUAGUCAACAGUCUUCUUCUAAUCAACAAGCUGCCAAUACUCAACAAAACGGCUUUCACCAAGUCUCAAGUAGCCAAAAAGUUGCUUCGGACGCUGAUACAACAACAUUGACAAACGAAGAACUGGUCAAGAGCUUGGAACAACAACCAAUGGGCUUUAAGACCUUCUCAUCAUCAACGUUUGAUCAACAAGUAUACUCUAGAGAGCCGCUAGCACCAGAGAACGUUGCUCAUAAGGAGUAUGUGCAGAAGUCAGUGGAUGACAAUACUGACCAGAAUGGUCAGAAAGGUCAAUUAAAGACAAAUAAUGAUCAAAAAGAUAAACUAAAAGCUCAAAAAGAACAAGAAGAAGAACAAAAAGAACAAGAAGGACAACAACAACCUCAAAAACAACCUCAAAAUGAUGAGCAAGCACCACAAACUCAAGAACAAGGCCCAGCGGCACCAGUAGACCAACAAACUCAAUCUUCACCACCCCAAACCCUUAAGCUUCAAUCUGACGCCAAAGCUAAUGAAGACAAAGUCGCACUUGACUUUGACAGUGAUAAGAAAAAGCUAAAAGUUCAAAAACUAGAUCAUGCUGAAAAGUGCAAAGAAAAUGAAAUUUUGAGAUUUGUCCAAUUCUCUGGAUACGAACAAUCUCACAAGGAUCAAGAUGCUAAGCUAGAAUUAUUGCCAUCUGGAACGUUGGAGACUUGUCAAAAGGCAUGUGCUGAGAGCUCGGCUUUUGAAUGGUAAGGGUUUUACAAAUUUAAAAAAUGUUUUAAGGUUAGAGUAGAAUGGGGUUUGGCAUGGCUUAGUAGGAGUUAAAGUAAUGCAGCCCAUAACGACGAUAAAGCCUAGAAUUCAGUAACACUAGAAUUUAAAGUACAAUAAGUUUUAAGAUACCACGGUACGUUACAGUACGGUACGGAACGGCAGGUAUAUGUAGUGUAAAAUAAUACAAGAUACAGUACUGUAGGGCAAAUUAGUUUAAGCCAGAAAAUGUUACGGUCGAGUAGGGCACGGUAAGGCAGAUUAGGGCACGGUGAUGCAGAGUAGAGUAUUUUAGGGUAGGGUAGGGUAGGGUAAGAUGGGUUGCGUGAAGUUGCGUGGGAUACGGUACGGUAUGAAAAAAAUAUGAUACUAAGAUAAAUCUUUCAGUGCAUCAGCCUCUCACUCUCCAUCAGGCUGCAUCUUAUCAUCAAAGUCAGCCAAUCACGCUGAAGUUCAGUCUCUCGUAGUGAACCGUGAAGCCACCUACCUCGAAAAGAUUUGUCUACCAAUCGUCCUGGCCGAGAAAACAAAAUCGAUCUUUGACGCAGUACCAUCCUACAUCCUAGUCGGGCAUGUACAAGAAGUGACAGAUGCUACCACCUUGGUACAGUGUCAAAUCGACUGUCUUCAAGCUCAAGAAAAGUAUGGAUUCAGAUGCCGUAGUGCCAUGUGGUACCCAGCUGAUGCUGACCAAAACUGUUUGUUGAAUUCGGAAAAUAAGUUCACUCAACCUACAGUAUUCGUACCUGAAGAUGAGGGUGUCAUCAUGUUCUACUUUGAUAUGCCACGAAUUGACGAUAGUCCGGAUGUUCAGAGGAGAUAUAAGGUAAAAUACGUCGUUUUUCUCGAUCCUUUUUCUAAAAAUAUCAGAUGUUUUAAAUUUAAAUUUUUUACCGUAUCCGAAAAAGUACAGUGUACCAUUAAAAAAAUAAAAAUAAAGUACAGUAUGCCUUUUACAAUUCAAUGCUAAAUUAUGACAUUUUAGGACAUUCCCCUAAAACACAGAGUGUCAAAAUGGACCCAUUGGAGCAAGUGUGACGAAUCUAAAGAGUACUCCAAGAAGUACCGUUACAACAAAUGUAACAAUGAAAAAGACAUCAGGAAAUGUCCGAAACAAACUUUAAAUUGCAAAAAUGGUAAGUAUAAGCGGCAUUUUUAGCGUACUGUUUUAAAAUUUAAAAAAAAAUCAAUAUUUUUUGUGACAUUUCGUUAAAAUCAAUAAUUUUUGUGGCAUUUGUUAAAUUGAUAGUUUUUUGUGAGCUCACUUUUUAAAAUACAAAAAAAGUUAAAAAAGACUUUUUAAAGUAGUAAAAUUCAAAAUAAAAAAAUUUACAAACCAAUAAAUUUUUUGACAUUUCGUAAAAAUCAAUAAAUUUUGUGACGUUUCGUCAAAUUGCAAAAAUGUGCAUAUAAACUCAAAUUUUUGUUAAAACUUGAUUAAAUACACUAAAUAACAAAAAAAAAUAAACUUUUUUACAUUUCAAUUACAGUAAACGAGCCCUCCCAACCACACAUUGAUGGUGAAUGUCGGGCGGUGCGCGACACUCACGGCAACAAACGUUGUCCGCACGGUGUGAAACUUGACUCGUUCGGUAUUCGACACUACUGUACCCCACCAGUGGAUUGUUAUUGA
Messenger RNA from Bursaphelenchus okinawaensis, 5197 nucleotides. The record is from the annotation of a GenBank genome assembly. Lineage: Eukaryota; Metazoa; Nematoda; Chromadorea; Rhabditida; Aphelenchoididae.